This is a messenger RNA of Raphanus sativus (radish), 1378 nucleotides long. Its product is annotated as protein RICE SALT SENSITIVE 3. The coding region runs from base 99 to 1193 and encodes 364 amino acids. The transcript is spliced from 7 exons. Lineage: Eukaryota; Viridiplantae; Streptophyta; Magnoliopsida; Brassicales; Brassicaceae. The record is from RefSeq and is a predicted model, not a curated record.
UUUCUAUCUUCUUCAAUGUAAAGAAAGUCUUUACACACCAAAGAAAAAAAAAAGAGAAAAAGAACGAAGGAAAAUAAAACUUUUGAAAUUAAGAAUAAAUGGAAGAACAUUUAAAUCCAUUAGCUGUGACUCAUCUUCUGCAACACACACUAAGAAGCUUAUGCAUCCACGAGAAUUCCCAAUGGGUUUAUGCAGUAUUUUGGAGGAUCUUGCCCAGAAACUAUCCUCCUCCCAAAUGGGAUGGUCAAGGAGCUUAUGAUAGAUCAAGAGGGAACAGGAGAAACUGGAUCUUGGUUUGGGAAGAUGGGUUUUGCAACUUUGCAGCUUCUGCUGGGGAAGUGAGCUCCGGCGAGUGUAGCCGCAGCGGGUCGACGGCUUACGGACAUAGUGAUUAUCAACAAUACCAAGGGCUUCAGCCUGAGUUGUUCUUCAAGAUGUCCCAUGAAAUCUACAAUUAUGGAGAAGGGUUGAUAGGAAAAGUGGCUGCAGAUCACAGUCACAAGUGGAUCUAUAAAGAACCUAAUGACCAAGAGAUUAACUUCUUAUCUGCGUGGCAAAAUUCUGCUGACUCAUACCCUAGGACUUGGGAAGCUCAGUUUCAAUCUGGCAUCAAGACCAUUGCCUUGAUUUCUGUUCGAGAAGGUGUUGUGCAAUUAGGAGCUGUUCACAAGGUGAUAGAAGAUUUAAGCUAUGUUGUGAUGCUAAGGAAAAAGCUAAGCUAUAUAGAAAGCAUCCCUGGAGUACUUCUUCCUCAUCCUUCUUCUUCUGGUUAUCCUUUCAUCAACGCUUCUCCUUCUGACACUUGGAAUUUCCCUGGAGUAGCUCCUCCUCCUCCGUCGCAGCUUGAGUACCACCAACAGCGUAUCUACCAUUCUGACCAGCACCACCACUUCUUGAUGGGCCACCACCAACAACCGAUGAAGAUAGCGCCGUCAAUGAGUAGCCUCGAGGCUCUUCUCUCGAAGCUUCCUUCGGUCGUACCUUCGGCGACGCAAGCGGGGUACGUCCCGUUUCACCACAGUGCUAAGGAAGAAAUGAGUCCAGAAGAUCAAAACGGCGCGUUUAGGGUUCAACGUAAUGAUUUGGUUGGUGAGGGUAGUAAUCAUGAUAAUGACAAUAAUAAUUACAAUAGUAAUAAUGAUAUUUAUAACUAUAACAAUAAUUGCAGCAAUAAUAAUUACAACAGAGAAUAAGAUCGGUGGGUUUCUUUUCUUUUUUUGUAACCAGGAUCGGUGGGUUUCUUAGCGAGGAUUAUUGAGUCUCUAAUAAAAUCUCUCUCGUUUUCGUACAAUAAGUAAUAAAUAAAAGAGAAUCGAUUGUACUAAGAGUUUUCCUAGUCUGACAAUUUUAUUUCUUAGAUAAAUAAAAAUUGUAUUUG